CCCACCUUCACCACCACUCGGGCAUCCCGCGGCCAAGCUUUCCAGCCUGCAUCUCACUUUCUGCAUACUGUUGGUUCUGCGAUUGAGUUCGAUGCAUUGGUAAUCCCAUCGGUGCUUUCCCGUCUCGUGACCUGCCUCUCGUCUGGACCUGGACAUGAGUCGCGGUCUACCGCAGUGGCUCUCAUGUGCCGCUGCCACCGCUCUCGUCCAUGCCCUCGGGUGGGACUCACAACGUACCAAACAGGUCUUGUUCACCCUCUUCGUCGCGUUCGAAUGGUUGCCAGAUAACUCGCAGGCCUGGCUGCUCGGUCUGGCCCGAACUGCCAUCCGUUAUGCCUUGAGCACGCUUGUCAUCUUUCAUCUGGCCCGGCGCCUGCUUGCCACGAGCACUCCUGCGAAAUGGAAUGGCCAUGGAAGAGUUCUGCUCUUCCCCGGUAAAACUACCCACUCAAGGCUCUUCCCAAAGCAUCAUUCCUUCGUCUACUCUUACCUGGUCGUUGGCAUUCCCGUUGGCUGGGAAGGAGUCUCGGGAGGGAUGGUCUCCGUGUCUUCUUCAGAUCAGUCGUGGUUUUCGAGACUACAGAGGGGCUGGUUCCAUGUUGAUCCCGCUGAUUAUCUUCACCGUGGAGACAGGCAAUUGGGUUUGCGAGGCAAGUUGGAUGCCUACCUCAGGACACAAGGGGCCGACCCAUCGGCCUAUCCCCAUGCGUACCUCGUAACAGCUGCCAGGUUCCUGGGAUAUCACUUCAAUCCAGCCUCCUUCUGGUAUCUGUACUCUGAGGACUUGUCACUUGCGGCGUUGGUCAUAGAAGUCAACAACACCUUCGAUGAGCGGCGCAUGUACUUUCUGACGCCGACAGAAGCAGACACAGGCAACCAAGUUGAAGGCUCGCCGGAGUCUGCUCGUGCAGAUUCCCGGAACCCGAGCAUACCUGCGGUGUUCAAGCAGGAGUGGCCGAAGGACUUCCACGUGUCCCCUUUCAACUCGAGAAAAGGCUCUUACAGCCUUCAGGCAUUUGACCCCCUCAGGUCCGUGGCGGAAGGCCGAGAGUUGCUUGAUAACACCAUAACUUUGAAGUCGUCCAAGAGCCACGGAAAGAUCGUUGCACGACUUGUCUCAAAUGGCCAGCCAAUUGAUCCUUCGACUAUGACCAUCACACAAAAAUGGCGCUUCCUACUGUCUUGGUGGUGGGUGGGAUUUGUCACCUUCCCCAGGAUUGUGAGGGAAGCCGGCCGUCUCUGGUUCCAGAGGAAGCUCCACGUAUGGUAUAGGCCUGAGCCCUUGAGAGAGAGCAUGGGACGCAACGCGGACUUUGCCGAACAGAAGCUGGAGCUCAUGUUUCGGAAAUACCUACGGAGCCUCGUCGAGCAGUGUCAAGCUCCUGUCGCCCUCAAAUAUGUCCCAGGUGGGCUGGGCGAGUCUGGCAGGGAGCUGAUGCUCUCCCCUGCCGCCAAAGACAAAACGGACGCAGAUAUUGACGAGGUGGAAUUCAAAGUCCUGACGCCUGUAUUCUACACUAGAUUCGUGUUUUACGCACACGACCUGGAGGCCCUCUUCUCCGAACUGCGCGAGAGCUGCACAAUCUGGGUGUCACGCCCGGAAAUCCUGCCGAAAAUAUUGUUUAAGAAGCCUGCUCCGGUGCUGGAGGCGAGGGGCCCUAUAGACUACGCCCUUUUCGAGGCCAUUCGGUACUUGAGGCAACGACCGGAAACGAUUGUCCGGCCAUUGACAUCAAGCCAAAACCUGCGAGAAUCCCCGCCUACUACUGCGGUGGACAUACGCGACUUUCGGAUCUCGUCUAUGGACGCCUUUAUUCUUCAGCAAGAGGACACGGACAUGCGAAAACGGUACAGAAAUCUAGUACUCAAGAUUUUCGUGGCUCACCGGUUGACCUUCGGGAGCAUGUUGCUUAUCGACGCGGCUCUGAUUGUGCUGAGGACGUGGCUGGCCUGGACUGCGACCUUCGCACUGGAGGACAAGACACGCAUGUUUGGGUUCGCCGCGGCGCUGUGGAUAUGUGGGUAUGAAUAGGCGAGGUGACGCAGGCGCAGAGACACCUGUUAUUUAUCGAACCCGGGAUGCCCGGGACUGGCGGAGCGCACCCAAGACUCCCGACUAUCUCCUUACGCCUUGCCAGUCUCCUAGAUGCUGGGUGCAUGUCGUGUUGCACGACUGGGAUCGCCAAAAGCUGCCCGUGCGAUCUACAUUGCAGUUCCUAGCAGCGCGCAGUGUCUCAAAUCAGCGACUACAUAUGAGCUUGCACCUGCUUUGUCAGACAGACUACACGUCGUGAAGCCACCGGUCAGGGCAGCCUCACUAGGGGAUGACGUUAAAACAGAUUCGACGAGAUGGUUGUCUGCAGGUGUUGUGGCAACUCAGAUGCCCAAACAGGAAAGACUGCACAGCCCUCAUUCGCUGGGCGUUGAGUUUGUGAGCAAAAGGAAUAAAAGCUUGAUUCGGAAAGUUUCCCCACCUAAUCAG
Messenger RNA from Diaporthe batatas, 2482 nucleotides. RefSeq lists its product as uncharacterized. The transcript has 2 exons. The coding region runs from base 155 to 2032 and encodes 625 amino acids. Lineage: Eukaryota; Fungi; Ascomycota; Sordariomycetes; Diaporthales; Diaporthaceae. The record is from RefSeq and is a predicted model, not a curated record.